UGAGUGACCCUCCGAGGAGCUGCCUGGUGCAGUCACUGCUGGCUGCACUCGGCACCGGGCUCUGGUUUCCAGCAUCGCUGGCAGGAGGAAGCAAGCGGGCGCAGCCAGGCGGUUCGUGGGUUACUGGCUGCACAAUGGCAGAUGAAGCUGGAAAGUCCCAGGCGCUGGUUAAAGCUGAGCUGAGUGUCAGCAAAGCCAAGGAUGUGCGGAAGGAGACGGAGUUGAGGAUGAAGUCCUACGCCAACUGGGAGGAGUUCCUCAUGCCGGCCCCCAUCUCCAUCGCCAUCCUAGGGCAGCUGGUUUUCAUUUCAGCAGGGCAGGGAGACUUCUCCAUCAAUAAGAACCCCCCUAAGGAUGGCUUUAAGCACAUCAAAUACCCAGAAUCCUUCAGGGCCUGCUUGUGUCAAGUCAGUAACCAAGGCUGGGCAGCCUUCAACACUGCACACGUCAACAUGGACCAGAUCAGACUCCUCUCCAUGAGCGUCCCGGGACGGAUGAAGGCGAUUGUUAAAAUUCUGUUCCAGGACACGGAGACGGUGAAUGCCAUGCUGCCGACGCACCUAAAGAACAUGAAGGCCGUGGCAGACGACUGCAAAGACUUAGCCCAGGGGGUGAAGGACAAGUAUUCAGAUGUCAUCUACCUGAUCCAGGAGCUGAUGGAGGCCUGUUUGAACGCCAAGAAAGGUUAUGAGGAUGAGCUGAAAGACAUCCAGAUAGCGCUGCAGCAAGCACAGAUCAAGGAGAAAGCAGCCAGGGAGGCACAGAAGCUGGCUGAGCAGUAUCACGACCAGAUGAAGCAGCAAGUCGAUGAAUCCUUUAACCAAUACAAUGAAGCCAUGAAAGCCAUUCCCACAGGGUGGACUGCUGUGGGCAUGACCAUUGUGGAGAAUAUUACAAAUGGACUUUGCAAUAUUGUCAAUGGGAUUGCAGGCAUGUUCACAGGAAAAGGGGGCAAGAUGGGAACUGAGAAAAUGGAAGGCAGUGCUGUGGCUGGCCCAGAGCAAUUCGACCAUAGAAGAAUAAUGCCAGCACUCAACAUUUUUGCAAAGUCAGAAAUGCUACUGACGUUUGCAACGCAGCUCAAAGAGCUAAUCGAUGAGCAAAAUGGCCUCAACAUGAAGAAAAUCGUCAAUGAGAAAACUCAGGAAGUUAACACCAACUGGCUGAAAGACUGUUUGCUAAAGACGAAGAGCAGCAUAGACAUGGAAAGUAUGUGUGAGCCAAAAAAUCAAGCUCUAGAGAUCUGCGCAUCUGGCCUCCGUAUUUGUGAACAGCUGGAAAAGAUGGCCUUGUCCCAAAACAAAGGAAAGGAAGAAGAGAAGCCCCUCGCUGAAGAGAUCAAACGCUUAUACCAAAGAGCAUCAGAAUUUGAUUCACACAGUAAAUCCUCAGUGGGAUCUCCUGCCUUCACCGCCAAGCCGCCGAACGUGGCUAAAUGUCAGCAAGACUCAACGGGAGGAUCCAGUGCCCUGCGAAAUGCACAUUUGAAGGUCGAGCAGAGCCGGGAGAUGCUGAAGUCGACCCAAGAUGAGUAUCAAAGGAGCUUCGAGAACUUCAAGAGGCAGAAUGAUGAGCUGACAGAGAUCAUGUGCGCUAUGGAGAAAUGCAACGUGCAAGAAAUCGAUUUUAAGGCAGCCAGGGAGAUGCUGAUCAAAGGGCUGGAGGCCUUGGGGAGGGUGAAGGAGCAGUGGGAGAAGAUGGUGAGGUUCUUCCAGAUGAUCUCCAGCUUGAUUGACUCCUGCCUCAGUCGGGACAUCAAGGAAUUUGUGAGCUCUGUCUCGGACGUACAGAAAAUAGAAAAUUAUUCCUCCAAAUCCUUCGUGAUAGACACCAUCUACACCCAGGCGUUCAACGCUUCCAAUGUGGCCCACCUGGUGCACAUGAUCUCUGAGACCUACACCGAAGUGUCCAAUAAUUACCUGAUGGAUCGAGUGAGCAGCCUCGGGCGACUGAUCACCAUGGAAACUUCCCACCCGAGCUUCGAGUCCGAGCGGGAGGCAUUACAGAAAGGUUGUGAAGAGGCCCGCCAAGCCAUCUACGACAUGGUGAUCGAGAAGAAGGAGGAGUUUGAUAGGAGUGUCGAGGCCAGGGUGGAGACGAUCGACAGGGAGCUGAAGGCCGUGCUACCCCCUGUGAGCAUGGAAGAGCAGAAGGCAAUUGAGGGAUCCGUGCAACGGGGGAUGAAGGAGCUGACUGCAGAGGAAGAAGACCUGUUUGAGUAG
Mauremys reevesii (Reeves's turtle) is the source of this 2222-nucleotide messenger RNA. RefSeq lists its product as uncharacterized. The coding region runs from base 135 to 2222 and encodes 695 amino acids. The record is from RefSeq and is a predicted model, not a curated record. NCBI's taxonomy places the organism in Eukaryota, Metazoa, Chordata, Testudines, Geoemydidae. The transcript has 2 exons.